UGAAAAUAUGUUGCGAGUCAUUCGUUUAAUUCGCAAUUCACCCAUCGUUCAUCCAAACAGGUGCGGGUAAAAGAAUUAUUAAUCUACAAUCACCUACUAAUUUUGAUUCGAGUUAUUUAUGAAUAAAUAUUCCCAUAUCGCGAAUUAACCACCCACAUCUCCUACCCUAAUUUGGUCUGAUCAAGAAUUGCACCAUACCAUACGCCAACCAAACGACCCCUAAAUUUUCUUCCACUUAAAAAAAAAAAAUGCGUUUGUAUUUGAUUUGAUUUGAUUUAUUGCCGGUCUUCCCCAUAUAUCUCCUCGAGUUUUUUUCUGUCUCCCUCCAAACUCCAAUCGAUUAUUCUCUCUCUGUCGCCCGCUCUCUCCGUAUCUCUUUUAUUUCCCUUUCUCCUCUAUUUCUUCUCCCCCCUAAUCUCCUUUCCUCUCUUCUUCUUCUCCACUUUUUCCCUUUCCUUUCCCUUCCCAAUUUCAAUUGUUGUUUUUUCCCCUCUUUCUUCCCACCUCCUGUCGAGCGAGAUUGGGGUCCUGCUCGGGGGCAGCUAACAAUGUCGCCGGGCGUGAGAGACCUACAGCUGGCUCGAGUCGCCGGCGGAGGCGACGCUGAUUCCGGUGACAUGGAGGACGUAAGGCUCCUGGACUCCUACGAGCAUCGGGAGUCCGAUGAUGCGAUCGAGGCGGGGGAAGGCGAGAAGGAAGGUGGGGGGAGGAUGAGGAAGAUUCAGGUCAGAAUUACCGGGAUGACCUGUGCUGCUUGUUCCAAUUCCGUCGAAUCAGCUCUCAGGAGCAUCAAUGGCGUCGUUUCGGCCUCUGUCGCGCUGCUGCAGAACAGGGCCGAUGUCGUGUUUGACCCCAGCUUGGUCAAGGAUGAUGAUGUCAAGAAUGCAAUUGAAGAUGCAGGGUUUGAUGCAGAGGUUCUGGCUCAACCUACUACAAUGAAGAAAAAGUCGAACAAUAAAACCCUAGUUGGUCAGUUCACAAUUGGAGGUAUGACUUGUGCAGCCUGUGUGAACUCAGUUGAAGGUAUUUUGAGAGAUCUUCCUGGCGUUAAGAGGGCUGUUGUGGCCCUGGCUACUUCUUUAGGGGAAGUUGAGUAUGAUCCCACGAUAAUUAACAAGAAUGACAUAGUGAAUGCCAUUGAAGAUGCCGGUUUUGAAGGGGCACUUGUACAGAGCAGUCAGCAGGACAAAAUUAUAGUGGGAGUUAGUGGAUUAAUGACUGAGAUGGACGCACAACUCUUGGAAGGAAUACUUAGCACAUCGAGAGGGGUUCGGCGAUUUCGUUACAACAGGAUAUCCACUGAACUUGAAGUUCUUUUUGACCCUGAAGUUAUUAGCUCUAGAUCCUUGGUUGAUGGUAUAGAGGAAGGGAGCAAUGACCAGUUCAAAUUACACGUUAUCAACCCAUAUGCAAGAAUGACGUCUAAAGAUAAUGAGGAAGCAUCCAAUAUGUUCAGACUUUUCAUUUCCAGCUUGCUUUUCAGUAUUCCCGUCUUUUUCGUGAGAGUGAUAUGCCCUCAUAUACCACUGCUAUAUUCUGUGCUACUUUGGCGUUGUGGACCGUUCCUCAUGGGGGAUUGGUUGAAUUGGGCAUUGGUGAGUGUGGUUCAGUUUGUAAUUGGGAAGCGCUUCUAUAUAGGAGCUGCAAGAGCUCUUAAAAAUGGUUCAACCAAUAUGGAUGUGUUAGUUGCACUUGGAACUUCCGCCUCAUAUGUUUACUCUGUUUGUGCCCUUCUAUAUGGUGCUGCCUCUGGGUUCUGGUCUCCUACCUACUUCGAAACAAGUUCCAUGCUGAUAACAUUCGUAUUAAUGGGGAAGUAUUUGGAAUGUCUUGCAAAGGGGAAAACAUCUGAUGCCAUCAAAAAGUUGGUAGAACUUGCACCAGCAACUGCAUUGCUGGUUGACAAAGACAAAGGUGGAAAUGUGCGAGAAAGGGAAAUAGAUGCCUUACUGAUUCAGCCUGGUGAUACUUUAAAAGUUAUUCCUGGAGGAAAAGUUCCGGCAGAUGGCGUUGUUGUAUGGGGUUCAAGUUAUGUUAAUGAGAGUAUGGUAACUGGAGAGUCGGAGCCUGUCCUCAAGGAGGCUACUUCAUCAGUUAUUGGUGGCACUAUUAACUUACAUGGUGUGCUACAUAUAAAAGCCACUAAAAUUGGAUCUGAUGCUGUUCUGAGCCAGAUAAUUAGUUUGGUUGAAACAGCACAGAUGUCCAAAGCUCCAAUUCAGAAAUUCGCAGAUUUUGUAGCUAGCAUUUUUGUCCCUACAGUUGUUGCCAUGUCUUUGAUUACAUUAUUAGGCUGGUACAUUGGUGGAACUAUAGGAGCUUAUCCUGAAACGUGGCUUCCGGAAAAUGGCAAUUUCUUUGUCUUCUCUCUCAUGUUUUCAAUAUCAGUGGUGGUAAUUGCAUGUCCAUGUGCGCUUGGGUUGGCAACACCAACUGCAGUGAUGGUUGCCACUGGAGUUGGGGCUAAGCAUGGUGUGUUGAUAAAAGGAGGAGAUGCUUUGGAAAGGGCUCAAAAGAUUAAUUAUGUGAUAUUUGAUAAAACUGGAACUUUAACUCAAGGUAAAGCAACUGUCACCACUGCAAAAGUUUUCACAGGAAUGGAUCGUGGAGAAUUCCUCAGAUGGGUGGCCUCUGCCGAGGCCAGCAGUGAGCAUCCAUUGGCAAAGGCAAUAGUGGAGUAUGCACGGCACUUUCAUUUCUUUGACGGGCCUUCUCCAAGAAAGGACGGCGAAAACCAUAAUAAAGAUUCAACAAUGUCCGGAUGGCUUUUAAAUGUCUCAGAUUUCUCUGCUCUACCUGGGACUGGUGUCAAGUGCUGUAUAGAUGGCAAACGAGUCUUGGUGGGGAAUCGGAAGCUCAUGACUGACAAUGGCAUUGAAAUCUCAGCUUAUAUCGAAGACUUUGUGGUAGAACUUGAAGAUUCUGCAAAGACGGGCAUACUUGUUGCAUUUGAUAACAAGCUGAUUGGCGUUCUGGGGGUCGCAGAUCCUUUGAAGAGAGAAGCGGCUGUUGUUGUGGAAGGCCUUCAAAAGAUGGGUGUUGAACCAGUCAUGGUCACUGGAGACAACUGGCGGACAGCUCGGGCAGUAGCAAAAGAGGUCGGGAUUAAAGAUGUAAGAGCAGAAGUUCUGCCAGCAGGCAAGGCCGAUGUGGUCCGCGCAUUUCAAAAGGAUGGAAGCACGGUGGCCAUGGUUGGCGAUGGCAUAAACGACUCCCCUGCCCUGGCUGCAUCGGAUGUCGGAAUGGCCAUUGGUGCGGGGACAGAUAUAGCAAUAGAAGCUGCCGAUUACGUGCUGAUGAGGAACAACUUGGAGGACGUAAUCACUGCCAUCGAUCUGUCGAGGAAAACGUUUGCUCGUAUCCGGCUGAACUACAUGUUUGCGAUGGUGUACAAUGUGGUGGCGAUACCCAUAGCCGCUGGAGUGUUCUUCCCUUCUCUGAGGAUCAAGUUACCGCCGUGGGCAGCCGGUGCCUGCAUGGCGCUUUCGUCUGUGAGCGUCGUUUGCUCUUCUUUACUUUUGAGACGAUACAAGAAGCCCAGACUCACCACGUUACUGAAGAUUACUGUAGAGUAGAUGAAUACGAGCAAUGUAAAUAAACAUUGUGAUGUUGUAAUGAAUUGUUACAACAAAAUGGGGGAAAAGAUGUUGUAAGGAGGGAAAAGUUUGGGAGGGUUCUGGGGGGAUUCCAAAUUUUGUACAAUUUUCAUUUUUUGGUUUCUUACAGUUAAGCCUAAGUUUAGCCUUUGUAACAUACCGCCCCAUUGAUGAAAUGUUGUAAAGGGGAGCCCGAGUUUCUUUCUAUGUGUGUAAUUCUAUUGUAAUGAUAUUAUCGUCUAGCUUCUUGCUUGCGUAUUCAUUCUUAUGUAAUUGAUUUAUCUUCUGCAAGCGAGUCCUGUUUCUAUAUUUAACACCUUUUGUUAUUUUGACAGUGCUCUGGUAAAGCAGGUAACGGGGAGCAGAUUAUGUCGAUGGGUCAGUAACCCAUCAGUAACUCCUUCUCUGAUCUCCACGUGUCAGACCCCUUUUUUAUUUAAAUUAAAUGCGGAAGGGCAGGAAAGUAAAAAUUGUACUUACUCCUAUUUAUUGUUGACGCUGACUUUUGAUCGGACCACAUCAGCACCUCCUUCUCUCUCCUCGAAAAAUCUUUAAUUUUUCUUCUCUUAAUCUUUAACGGACGAUUUCUCACUCGUUUUAAGUUGGAAUUUAAUUUUUUUGCACAGUUAGAUCAGAUUAAUUGUGCUCUUCAAAAUGAUAUCCACUUUGAUAUUUUUUGGACAUAAAUUUUUUUUCCAGUUAUUACCAGUCUGUACCAUAUGGUAAUUACUGGUAUUAAAUAAGACCAUACCACAUAGUAUAGUAAUAUCAAUAUAUAUUUCGUUACCACCCAAUACCAUAUGGUAUAGUGUGGUAAUAUCACACAAUACCAUAUGAUAUAGUGUGGUAAUAUCAAUAUAUAUUUCGUUACCACCCAAUACCAUAUGGUAUAGAGUGGUAAUAUCAAUAUAUAUUUCAUUACCACGCAAUACCAUACAUUACCAUAGGGUAUAGGGUGGUAAUAUCAAUAUAUAUUUCGUUACCACCCAAUACCAUAUGGUAUAGUGUGGUAAUAUCAAUAUAUAUUCGUUAUCACACAAUAUCAUAUAGUAUAGAGUGCUAAUAUCACACAAUACCAUAUGGUAUAGAAUGGUAAUAUCAAUAUAUAUUUCGUUACCACGCAAUACCAUACAUUACCAUAGGGUAUAGUGUGGUAAUAUCAAUAUAUAUUUCGUUACCACCCAAUACCAUAUGGUAUAGAGUCAUAAUAUCAAUAUAUAUUAUCUAAAAGAAAAAAAAAACAGAAGGAGGGAGAGAAAAAAUCGUCUUCUGAUGCCUCUCAUUUCCUCUUCCUCAAUCAAGAACACCAAAAUGCCAAAAAAAUGAGAACGAUCGGAAUUGAGGCCAACGAGUUGAUGAAGAGAAGAAAUACAAUGAAAGAGAGUGGCUACAAUUUUUAAUCGUCCAUUGCUAGAGAAAAAAAAUGAAGAAGGAAGAGAGCAGAUCUAGAUUUGAAAAGAAGAUUGUGAGAGAAAAAGUAAGAGAGAAGGAAUAGAGAAAGAGAAAGGAUCUGGAAAGAGAUUGAAAAAAGAAAGAGAGAAGGAAGAAAGUUGAGUUGCAGAGAAAAGACAAUUCUCUCUCUUUCAUUGAAAAGUCAGUCAUUGAAAUGCAGAAUAAAUAAAAAAAAUUAAAAAUACAAAAACGGACAAAAAUGCCCCUCCCCACCCCCCCAUCCGGUCCAGCCACACGAUCGCUCCAUCCCCACAUCUACGGCUCCCGAGUGGUUAUUGAUAGGUCAGUAACCAGUGAUUACUGACGCUAUCUUGGACCAACGCGUUGCAACUUGCAAGUACCUCUUUGCUUGUUCCGUUUUGGGCUGCUUUCGCUUGGGGAUGAAUUUAGUCCUAACCCUAAGGGUUAGGAUCAUACCAACUAAGUUUAUUACAGUUAGAUUAAAAAACUAAUUCUAGG
Messenger RNA from Linum trigynum, 5507 nucleotides. The record is from the annotation of a GenBank genome assembly. Lineage: Eukaryota; Viridiplantae; Streptophyta; Magnoliopsida; Malpighiales; Linaceae.